UAUAAAUUCGUGCUACAAGAACCGGCGAGCCAUAAACGAAUCGCUGGUGUCGCAUCGCUGACAUCGAGUGACUUUAAACCCCGCUCCUGCAAGCUUUUUAGCGUUCGUUUUGUUUGUGCCGUCUAAUUUUAAUUAACUACAAUGAGGGAAUGUAUCUCCGUUCAUAUUGGCCAAGCAGGUGUCCAGAUUGGAAACGCUUGCUGGGAAUUAUACUGCUUGGAACAUGGAAUUCAACCUGAUGGACAAAUGCCUUCAGAUAAAACUAUUGGUGGUGGAGAUGAUAGUUUUAAUACCUUCUUCUCGGAGACUGGAUCUGGAAAGCAUGUGCCCAGGGCUGUUUUUGUUGAUUUGGAACCAACUGUAGUCGACGAAGUACGUACAGGAACAUACCGCCAACUAUUUCACCCCGAACAACUUAUCACCGGAAAAGAAGAUGCUGCUAACAAUUAUGCCAGAGGCCAUUACACCAUUGGUAAAGAAAUCGUGGAUGUCGUUUUGGAUAGAAUUAGGAAACUGGCUGACCAAUGUACUGGAUUACAGGGAUUUUUAGUCUUCCAUUCCUUUGGAGGUGGCACUGGUUCCGGAUUCACGAGUCUUUUAAUGGAGCGUCUCAGCGUGGAUUAUGGCAAAAAAUCAAAACUAGAAUUUUCCAUUUACCCUGCCCCACAAGUAUCAACUGCAGUAGUCGAGCCAUACAACUCCAUUCUGACAACCCAUACAACAUUAGAACAUUCGGAUUGUGCUUUUAUGGUGGAUAAUGAAGCCAUUUAUGACAUUUGCAGGAGAAAUCUAGAUAUUGAGAGACCAACCUACACCAAUUUAAAUAGGUUAAUUGGACAGAUUGUAUCAUCUAUAACAGCUUCUUUACGUUUCGACGGAGCUUUAAACGUAGAUUUAACAGAGUUCCAAACUAAUUUGGUUCCAUAUCCAAGAAUUCACUUCCCAUUGGCCACGUAUGCCCCAGUGAUAUCAGCAGAAAAGGCUUAUCACGAACAACUUACUGUAGCUGAGAUUACAAAUGCUUGUUUCGAACCGGCUAACCAAUUGGUGAAAUGUGAUCCCAGACAUGGAAAAUAUAUGGCUUGUUGCAUGUUAUAUAGAGGGGAUGUUGUUCCGAAAGAUGUUAACGCUGCCAUCGCUACCAUUAAGACCAAACGUACGAUCCAAUUUGUCGACUGGUGCCCUACUGGUUUUAAAGUUGGAAUUAAUUAUCAACCACCAACUGUUGUACCAGGUGGUGAUUUAGCUAAAGUUCAACGUGCAGUAUGUAUGUUGUCGAAUACAACAGCCAUUGCCGAAGCCUGGGCGAGAUUGGACCACAAAUUUGACCUAAUGUAUGCUAAGAGAGCUUUUGUUCACUGGUAUGUUGGAGAGGGUAUGGAAGAAGGUGAAUUCUCUGAGGCUCGUGAAGAUUUAGCUGCCUUGGAAAAGGAUUAUGAGGAGGUUGCCGUAGACUCUAUUGAAGGAGAGGCUGAUGAAGGUGAUGAAUAUUAAACUUUUUGGUAGUCCAAUUAACAUAUCACCAUUGUGCAUUUAUUACGAAUAAUAAAUAUUUGACUAUAGUUUUGACUGUCUACCAAAAAAUAUUUUUCAACUUAAUUUAUUACAAGAAUAUCUUUUAAGUUAUUUUAAAAGUUUUUACAUGUAAUUUUUAUACUAUGUUAUAAUAAUUUAUUUUCAUCAAUUUUUUUAUUUAUUUAUACAUUUGUAUUGCUUACUAUAUUGAGUGCCUAAGAUUUUAUUGAAUUCUGCAUUAAAAGCUUUAUUAACGUAAAUAGAUUUUUUAUAAAUUUUUAAAAGCACUAAGCGAAAUACAGGUUAUUAAUAGCUA
Molecule: messenger RNA, 1831 nt
Organism: Anthonomus grandis grandis
Lineage: Eukaryota; Metazoa; Arthropoda; Insecta; Coleoptera; Curculionidae
Product: tubulin alpha-3 chain
Exons: 9
Coding region: 142-1494 (450 amino acids)
Biological process (GO): microtubule cytoskeleton organization; mitotic cell cycle
Cellular component (GO): cytoplasm; microtubule
Molecular function (GO): GTP binding; structural constituent of cytoskeleton
Source: RefSeq, a predicted model, not a curated record